GCAGAUGGCGACACCAAACAGGUGAACAGGAACAAAGAAGAAAGUAGCUGCGUAAUCGAAAGCACCAAGCUCAUACACGACACUUGAAGGAAAGUUGCUUGUGGUGUCUUCAAUAACUCAAGAAAUAAAUGACUUUAGUCUGCGGGAAAGAGUACAUAUAGAUAACAAACAAGAAUGUUCCGAUGAAUUCACGAGGCCUUUAGUUUUGAACCCUUAAUCUUCUGGAAAUAGAGCAGUAUGUCCCAGAAUAAACAUGGAGAGAAACGGAGGCUUUCCAAAUGGUUGGACUAUGGCAGUAUCAAUGGAGAAGGACAGACGGAUCCAUGUCCUACCUGUCAGGGCACAGGACGCAUCCCGAGAGGUCAGGAGAACCAACUUGUGGCAGUCAUUCCUUGUAGCGACCAAAGGCUGAAACCUCACCACACGAAACUGUAUAUGUUUAUAUCAGUGGGGAUUUGCCUCUUGAUCUGCUCACUGAUCCUGUUUUUCCUCUUCCCACGGAGUAUGGAUUUGUCAGCUGUGGAACUAAAGUCAUCUAUGGUCUAUUUCACUCCGGAUAAAGUACAAAUGGUGAUCACGCAUGAAAUGAACCUUACCAACCAAAACUUUGUCAGCAUCACAGCUGCUAAUCUUAGUGUGCAAUCAUUCAUUUUUGAGAUGGUGGUUGGAAACAAGAAGUACCCCAAUGUCACCAUACUGCCUCCUCGAUCACAGAAAAGGAUUAAAGUUAUAGCCGACAUUGUUAUUGAGGACUCUGGUCUUAAUAAUUACUGCAAGUCAUCUUCCAUUCGGAUUCACACCUUAUUCUUGCAUUUGCAACUGACUAUCAAAGUCUCCUACCUGUCUCAUUCAGAGCAGAUGUCUACGGAUGCCUAUGAGUAUAUUGACUGUGGCGUGAAUUCAACUGUGCCUCACUUCCCUCUGCUUUGAGACAAAACCACUGCCAAUGUAACUGCCAAUGUACAGCCAUUAAUUUUUAUGUUAUAAUUAUCAGAAUAGGCUGCUUUCAAAAAUAUUGUCAUUUUAUGCUGUAGUCUGCUACAGUUCAUUUAAAUGGUUUUUGACUAUAAUAAUAGAAACAUAUGAUACAAUGUAAAUAUCACUGGAAUAAUGAAUGUGUGCCGUUAACUUGAACUAUUUUUCUUGUUUGUUGAUUUGUUAAUUAGUGUUUACAUUGUAUAAAUGUGUUUUAAAUUUUGCACAACACAAAAUUGCGCAUUAAAUGGCCGACGUUUUAUUUGUUGAGAAUUCUUAAGCAAAUCCAAUCAGAACUGUUAAAAACCCAGUUCUGUUUUAAUUAGGAUUUUGAAACCCAACAAUAAAGUCUGGUGUUUGAUGAAAUACACCUUGAUUUUG
This is a messenger RNA of Carassius carassius (crucian carp), 1356 nucleotides long. RefSeq names its product transmembrane protein 106B-like. The record is from RefSeq and is a predicted model, not a curated record. The coding region runs from base 238 to 930 and encodes 230 amino acids. Lineage: Eukaryota; Metazoa; Chordata; Actinopteri; Cypriniformes; Cyprinidae. The transcript is spliced from 8 exons.